UCGACCUCCAUGUCAAUUUCUUCAAAAAGGACAAGGUCAUCAAGCAGCCCUACCACUUACUCAUUCAAGAAACACCGGCCAUCUUCUGACAGUAUUGACGAAGUUAUUGACCUGACGGACCGCUCAUUUUCGGAACUCGCCAAUUCGGUGGUUGAGGACACCGUGUUUGAAGAAGACCUUGAACUCAACGAGACAGCUCUUGAUGCGAAUGAGCUGCCCGUCCGACGUCUGGAUGCGUUUUCCAUCUAUGACCGCCGCUCGCAAGAGCUGGCCAAUGCGAUGGAGGUCCUUCUACCCAAAACCGGUCGCUUUGUGGCUAGUGGUCUAGUCAGCGUUCACUACGACGAAGAGGACUCGGACGACGAAGACGAAGGAGACCCUGAUGAUAGUCCAUUCGUAGAGACCCUCGAAAUUGAAGGUUUCGACAUUCACCAUUGUUAUGAUGUCAAAGAGCGCGAAUUUGACGACAAGAUAUAUAUCCGUACAUCGCGGGCCUGGUACAUUCUCAAGGAGCCGACCACAGCAUAUCGGCAUCUAUUCACCCCAUUAUGGGUUUGCCAACAACUUACCCACCUGGUCAUUACCGCAUCGCCCAAAACCACACUCUCAGAUUUUCGUCAACAACUCUCUCCACCGUUGUAUGAUUGGCAACUCAAGACAACUGCGUUUCUUCAUUACCUUGAAGGCAUUGCACUCACUUUCGACAUCUCACAACGGUCACAAGAUUUGGUUGGCAAGAUAUUGAAAACUCCUGGAACCAAUGCAACACUCGACAUUCAUGCUGAUAAUAUAACACGAAACACAGUGACUACGCCAAGGGUGGCUCGGGCGAUCCUCCCCCACCUCAAUGUCCAAAUGACCAUUCUUGGACAGUCCCUAGAGCCUGAAGAGGAUAUCGAAGAAAUGGAUCCAGUGCCGGAACACGUACUCCCGGAGUUGAUAGAGCUGGAUUCCCCGAUAGGACAUGGUAAAUACGCGUCUGCGCGGAUCGAUGGGGUUGAAUAUACCACCGGAGAUAUAGUCAGUGUAACACCUGGUGAAGAUGACGAUUCCGAACGAGCAGAAAGCGCAAAGGCUUUCCAACAAUACUGUUCAAACCAGUAUGCUAAGAGGGCAUGGUUCUGUCAGAUCGAAUUCUUCUAUGAGAAUAUAGGGACGAACGAGAUAAUGGCUCAUUGUGUAUGGCUUGAACACGGUAGCCGAACCAUGUUGCAGCAAGUGACCCAUCAACAAGAGCUUUUCUUGCUCCAUGAAUGUGCCGAUAUCCAUGCAUCCAGUUUUCUUCGAAAAUGUGACCUCAAGCGCCUCCACGCCCGAGAUAUUGAACCAACGGAAAGCAAGGACAAGUAUUCCCAAUCUUAUUUUACCAGGUUCAUGUGGGACGGCGAAGAAUACAGCUUCACGGCGAUUCCCGACCAUGAUGAGGUCACACGCUUACGAGCGGCUGAUUCAUCGUCUCCCUGCAUGAUAUGUGGCCUGCGAGACCUGGAGAUUUUACGAGAAACCGUGAAGCCGGUUGAGGAUGACUCGACUGGAUUCUCGUACUUCGGUGUUAACUACCACGUCGGGGAUUUUGUUUACGUCCGGCCCCAGGUUGGAACCGAGAGACAGUUGACCAUUGGCCAGAUCAAGGGUAUCGACUUCGAACCUAUGGACCCUGCAGCGACGGGGCAGGUUUCAUGUACGAUCCGGUAUUAUGACCGUUAUAAAACCAAUGAGGAAGGUAGUCUUCGCUACGAUGAGCAUCGGCUGUGUCGUACCCGUUAUAAAAACAACAUCUCAGAGAACGACCUGGAUGGUCUGGCCUAUGUCCGAUAUAUCCGAGAGUCCGAUUCUGCUGCAAUAAAUGCUUGGAUCACUGUCGGCGGGAGUCCCGAUCGCUUUUAUACUUCAAUGCGGGAAGUGAAGACCACCGAUGGUGACUAUCGUCGGGAAAGCAUGGACGAGGACGACUUCAAUGAUUCGCAAUGUCAGACUUGCCUCCAGGACCAUAUCGCGGAGUCAGAGCACUAUUUUCUCAGAGAAUCGCCGCUCGCGCUCCUGGAUCUUUUCGCUGGCGCCGGUGGCUUGUCCACUGGGAUGGCACAGACCCGUUUCUUCGAAAAACGCUGGGCGAUCGAGCAUUCCUUGUGCGCGGUCAAAACUUACAAGGAAAACCAUCCGGAUUCGACUGUAAUUCAUCAAGAUGUUAACGAUGCCCUUCGACAUUUUGUUGCCAGUCAUGAGGCGGGGCACGCAACUCCUGCUCCUGUUCGCCUUUCUGACGGUACAACCCUGCCUGCCGGACAUGCGAGCCUGCCGCGUCGAGGACAAGUCGACAUCAUUGUUGGCGGGCCGCCCUGCCAGUCAUUCAGUGGAGCUAAUCGCUUGAAGAAAGUGGACGAUGCACGGUCCACCCUACCAUAUACAAUGCUCGGAUUUGUCGAGGUGUUCGAACCGAGCUACGUUGUUAUCGAAAAUGUUCCUGGCUUCCUGCAGCACAAGACUGUGACCCGCGAAGGCGAGGAGAUCAAAAUGUCGGCCUUGAAGCUUACUGUGCGCGGGCUAUUAUGCCUAAACUACCAAGUCAGCUUCAAGGUUCUCCAAGCAGGUGACUAUGGAAGCGGUCAAGACAGACACCGCGUCAUCAUACUUGCCGCCCGGUCCGGCACUCUGAUGCCAUCAUUCCCACCGCCGACGCAUGCAUUUCUAAAGCCGGCGCAGAAACGGAAGAUGAUCGUGCGCAAGAGUGACCAUCUGUUGCCGCCAACGCGGCCGAGUGGAUUUGUCGAGAAAACGACCUACGCCGCGCAUCCUCCGGUGACCGUUCGCCAAACGAUUGGCGAUUUGCCCGCAUUUGAUUGGACCAACCCCCACCAACUGGUCCCAGAGACGUCUCGGGAUCGGCAAAAUCGGAAAACACGGGAGGAGAAGGGGAUCUUGCAGCUGCCCGUUAUCAGGGACCCGGUUGGAUAUGUGGAUGGGACAUGCAUUGAAGCGCCGGUGACACGCACGCAGGCGAUGCUCCGUGGGCCCGCAGACUUUGUCGACCACUAUCAUGUCACCGAAAGCUUCAGCGACCGGGUGGUGGAGCUGACCACCAUGGUCCCGUUGAAGGCAUGGGCGAACCAUCGAUAUAUAGAACCAAAGCAUAUUUUACCCGCCCGAAUGCGGCAGAACAAUAAAGAGACUUACUUUGGCCGGCUCGACGCGGAUUCGGUCUUCAAGACGGCCUUGACCUCGCCGAAGCCAUACACGAGCAAGGCCCAUUUUCUGCACCCGACGCAAAAACGAACGCUGACUCUCCGCGAAUUCGCCCGAUCGCAAGGCUUUCCCGACGAAUACAGGUUUCUCUCGACGAAGGCGACACCGUCCCGCCGACUGCAAGAGUAUUUCAAGAUGGUGGGCAACGCGGUGCCGCUCCCACUAGCGACCGCGCUGGGACGGAGUAUCGGCGCUGUAUUAAUGCAGCAGCACAAAAGCGAUCGGAGCCAAGCAUAUGACGAGGAGCUCUAA
Messenger RNA from Mycena indigotica, 3495 nucleotides. Its product is annotated as DNA (cytosine-5)-methyltransferase. Gene Ontology annotation, cellular component: nucleus. Bases 10 to 3495 code for a protein of 1161 amino acids. Gene Ontology annotation, molecular function: chromatin binding; DNA (cytosine-5-)-methyltransferase activity. The transcript is spliced from 17 exons. The record is from RefSeq and is a predicted model, not a curated record. NCBI's taxonomy places the organism in Eukaryota, Fungi, Basidiomycota, Agaricomycetes, Agaricales, Mycenaceae.